GCCGUCGUCGACGAAGGGGAAGGACGCACCGUUGGGAAGACCGUCGACUUGCUCGAUCGCUGACAGGCAACAUGAACCGCGGAAGUUUGAUCUACUUGUUCACGUUCCUGCUUUUGGCAGUUCUCGCCAACGGCCAGUUCUACGCCGACGACGACGGCAUCCCAGGAUUCCCAGGGCUGUUCCCAGGGAAAGGGGGCGACCUAUUUCCCGACCGAAACCCGACAGGUGGUCUUCCCGACCGACUACCGACAGGGGGCCUGUUUCCCGACCGACGCCCGGCAGAAGGUCUCCCCGACCAACUCCCGACAGGAGGCGUGUUUCCCGACCGACGCCCGGCAGGAGGUCUUCCCGGCCGACUCCCAGCCGGAGGCGUGUUUCCCGACCGACGCCCGGCAGGAGGUCUUCCCGGAGCGUACCCUGGAGGCCCUGACCGCUACCCCGAAGGAUCGCCCGGCCGCUUUCCCGGUGGACUACCCGGAGGAACCAGCCCCACAACGUGCAGAAACCACAUUUGUCCUAUUGGAACCCGGUGUGUAUCCGCAAGAAUUCAGUGUGUGCGAGCUCCGUGCGAACCUAUUACAACCUGUGUUUCCUAAUCCACAACCUGAGCAUGGAACUGCAAGCCUGCAUUUAUUUUGUUUGAAAAAUAAAGGCAAAUGCUCAUGUG
Messenger RNA from Ixodes scapularis (black-legged tick), 667 nucleotides. Its product is annotated as galectin-3-like. The transcript is spliced from 4 exons. Bases 72 to 596 code for a protein of 174 amino acids. The record is from RefSeq and is a predicted model, not a curated record. Lineage: Eukaryota; Metazoa; Arthropoda; Arachnida; Ixodida; Ixodidae.